AUGGCCGAAGCUAUCAUGGCCGAAGAAGGUCUUCCGGAGACAACGCCCUUGUACCGGUUCCAAGGUAUGGAGCAUUGUGUACGCAGCUUUGAGCUUGAAAUCGAUCGGUUUGAAACGGAAGGUCAGGGUUGUGGUUACGUGGUGUUUACCCAUGUGGAUGAUCGUGCCUUCGGCGAGUGUUUCGAGGAGUCCAGAGAAAAGCUCCUCAUGCAUGCCUGCAAAACCUACAACUUCACCACUCACUUUGUGGUUCUCAGAAUGCCGUCCCGCAUGCACGAGCGCGCCCAUCGAGCUUUCUCUGCUAUUUUUGAUACCUGGCAGCGUGGUCAGAGCAACCGUCUUGAAUCUAUGGGAGGCGCAGAACAGUUCCUGGGGAGAAAUCCAGAAGAGGAAAAAGAUCCAGAAUGGCCGACGAUCGUUGUGGAGGUUGGAUGGACUGAGGCUACUCCAGCUUUGAUGAAAGAUUGUCUCUUCUGGCUCCGAGAGUCCGGCGAGGAAGUCAGGGUGGCGCUCUCCUUCAAGGUCUACGUGUCGGGACAAAUCACGAUUCAGCAAUGGUCACUACGACAUGACCCAGUACGCGUCGAGUCUACUCAAGAAAUCACGAUCGUUCGAAAGAAAAGCACAGAACAGCACGAGAUCUCAGGUUCCCUGACCAUCCCGUUUGAGGAUGUGUACCUCUGCCCGAAGAGUCCCGGCGAUAUCAAUUUCGAACUCACACACGAUGAUAUGCGUGGAAUCGCCACGAGUGUCUGGAAGAGUCUCGAUUUUCACAUGAAGAAUCGCGCUCGUCGCAAGAAGUAA
Messenger RNA from Penicillium maclennaniae, 804 nucleotides. RefSeq lists its product as uncharacterized. The coding region runs from base 1 to 804 and encodes 267 amino acids. The transcript is spliced from 2 exons. Lineage: Eukaryota; Fungi; Ascomycota; Eurotiomycetes; Eurotiales; Aspergillaceae. The record is from RefSeq and is a predicted model, not a curated record.